This is a messenger RNA of Cuscuta europaea, 2032 nucleotides long. Lineage: Eukaryota; Viridiplantae; Streptophyta; Magnoliopsida; Solanales; Convolvulaceae. The record is from the annotation of a GenBank genome assembly.
AAACGGAAUAGUUGAAAAUUCCUGAAUUGGAGGUAAAAGCCAUUAAAGAAGCCUCACAUCACCCCUCUGCCAUCAUCUUCCCCAUUAGUUUCCUCACAUUCUCUAAUUCCUUCAAUUCCAUUCUUGGUUUUACAGACCCGCAGUUCCCAAAGAUCGAACCAAACUCGAGAUCUAUCAAUCCCCCCAAAUCCCAGAUCUUCCUCAAUUUCCCUGCCGUAUUGUGUAUAUAAAAUGCAUACACGCCCAUAGAACGUUACGGAUGCACUAUAAUGUGUUCUGUCCAUAUCCAUCGGAUAGCUGACCGUAAUGUGUGGAUUGAGAUUGGAUUGAUUUUGUUCUUUAAGGUUCCUUUGGUUUGGAGUCGGGUCUUUGUUUGAUUAUUUGUUUUUAUUCGAUUGUGUUUGGAGAAUAUGGAUAGAGGGGUCCGGUUAAAUGGAGAAGAUUAUUAUUAUUAUUCCAGUGGAGUUGGCUCCAUCGGAGUUGCAUCCUCUUCCUCGGCCUCUCCGUUGCGUCGUGUCGGUGCUGCUUCUCCCUGUGAUGGGACUGUCGGUGGUGGAGGGAUGAAUCAUAUCGAACAUUCUGUGUCCAAAUUUGAUACCCUUGCUGGCGUAGCUAUCCGAUAUGGCGUUGAGGUAGCAGAUGUUAAGAGGAUAAACGGACUAACUACGGAUCUCCAAAUGUUUGCUCGAAAGACACUUAAGAUACCGUUACCGGGGCGGCAUCCUCCAUCUCCAAGCCUAACAAAUGGUUUUGAUGUACAAGGACUUUGUAGGAUGCAUGGUGCCUAACUACAACAUUCUUUUGGCAGAGAUAGCAUUUCAGAGCGGACGCCGCCUAACCGCAGACACUCAGACUUGUUUGAUACAUUUCAGUCGCUAAAACUGAAACCUCCUCCUACCCAGCGAAAAGUUUCUUCAGCAAUGAGCAGUUUAAGAGGUUAUUAUGGCCUUGGACCACCAUCAGAUCAGAAAGCUGCAUCUGGUGAAGGUUUUGAAAUGGCCAGAUACGAAAAGAGGGGAAGAUCUCCUUAUCUUGAGGAUGACCCAUCACCUAUCUCCACUGGUCUUCACAGAAAAUGUAAAAGUGUAGCAAAUGGGUUUUUGCCAGAGAAUGGGCAUGUAGUGGAUCAUGAAUCUCAUCAAGAAACUAAAGAUAAUGGCUCUGAAGGAAGAAUGUGUGAUAAAUCUUUCAGACGGCGUCAGAAGUCUGAAACCGAUUUUUCCAGAACUCAGGAAAUGCUGCUGAAGGAAGAUAACAGCAGCAACAGUGGCGGAUUUUCUGGUAUUAUGGGGGGCAAAGGCCUGGCCAUGAGACCUAAUUCAGCUAGUCGGACUGCCUCUGUUGCUAACAGUGAAGCGUCGUCUGUGAUAAAUCCCAUUCCUAUUGCGUUGGGGGACUCUGUUGCUGACAGCAGUCUAGUUGACAGAGUUAGAAAGUCUUCUAGUGCUUCGAAUUUGCAGGAUUCUGAUAAUAGCAGCAGCACCUUGGCAUCCCUCUGGCCAACAUCCAAAUGGAGUUUGACAGAUUUUCAGGCAAUUUCUACUGCGGCCAUCACUAGAUCAAUCUUUGAUGGCCUGCCUAAACCGAUAAGUGGUCGGAAGAACAAAACCGCACUUGAUUAGUGUGAUUUCCACUUGGCUUACACACUUCCAUAGUUAUAUUUCUGAUUGAUGUUUGAGCCACGAAUAUAGAGAUGUGGGGAUAGAAAUAAGAGAUGUAGUGAUUAUAUAUUUAGACACGAACUGUAAUUUUUGGUUAAAGGACAUUUCAAACCUCACAUUGCAGGUGUACAAGUUAAACCGCAAGUGAUUGCAGGAUCUACAUUACUCGAAGUACAGGUUUUGGUAAAAUUGUUACCACACUGUUGAUAGAACUUGCUGUAGAUUUAUUUAUCCAGAGAGCAUUUAAGAACGUGUAAACGUGGGUGUUUUUGUUUUGAGAAUAGAAGGUAUAUAUUAGAGAUAUUUGGGCCAUUGAUUUAAAGCUCUGGUAUUUAUUUAUUUAUUUAUUUAUUUAUUAAGUGCUUAAUUAA